ACUAAGCAAGUGCUCUGCCACCGGCCUAUACUCCCAGCCCUGCACAUAGCUCUUUAUAAGAACUUGGAAAAUCACUUGAGGCCAUGCAACACUCUCAUUGUUCAGGCUGCUUUGUGUGGAUAGUGGCAAGGUGGUAUAAAAAGGAAUAUUUAAUGAGCUCCAUAUGCAUGGAUGACUUUGAGUUAUUAUUUCCAGUUUCUAUUUCCUUGUAACAUAUAUGGUAAAUUGCCGAGAUCCAAGAAUCCUCCUCUGUGUUAUGAGCCAAAACACAUGAUCAGGUUACACCUGCUUGGCUUAUACUACCUUGGAAACCACUAGACUCCAUUUUCCUGUGCUUCAAGAACUAGUUCUCUCUGCGGGAAAGAAUGAAAUCGAUUCAUGCUUAUUAAAAUCAAAUCAAUAACCAAGCAAUUCUCUUCUAAAUCUCCACAUCUGUCACAAAAGAAUCUUGCAAGACUGUCAUGAGUUGGAUGCUUCUCAGAGACCUCCUAAGUGGAGCAAAUAAAUAUUCAACUGGGAUUGGGCGCAUUUGGCUGGCCAUUGUAUUCAUCUUCCGUUUGCUUGUCUACAUAGUGGCAGCUGAACACGUGUGGAAGGAUGAGCAGAGAGAGUUUGAAUGCAACAUUAGACAGCCUGGUUGUGAAAAUGUGUGUUUUGAUUACUUCUUCCCCAUUUCCCAGAUCAGACUUUGGUCCUUACAGCUGAUCAUGGUCUCCACACCUUCUCUUCUGGUGGUUCUCCAUGUGGCCUACCGUGAGAGUAGAGAGAAAAGGCACAGAAAGCAGCUCUAUGUCAGCCUGGGAACCAUGGAUGGGGGUCUGUGGUACACUUAUCUGAUCAGUCUCAUUGUUAAAACCGGUUUUGAAAUUGGGUUCCUUGUUUUAUUUUAUAAACUAUAUAAUGGCUUUAGUGUUCCUUUUCUUAUGAAGUGUGAUUUGAAACCUUGUCCCAAUACUGUUGACUGCUAUAUUUCGAAACCCACAGAAAAAACCAUUUUUACUUUCUUCUUGGUCAUCACCUCAUGUUUAUGCAUUAUGCUGAAUUUCACUGAACUAAGCCUUUUGAUUCUCAGGUACUUUAUUAAGUGCUGUCUCCAAAAACAUUCUAAAACAUUCAAGUCCUCAGUGUGUGAGUGCCAUAGCCUCGGGUACACUGAAUGUGGUGAGACUCGGGCUCCUCAGCUACUCCAGAAUCAUGGCCCUAGCUUUGACACAGAUAUACCCCCAAAAGGUGAAGCAAAGCUACUUUGUGACACAGAGGAGGAUUAACAAAGAAAAUCUGCACCUCUCCAUGGCAAGAACUAAACAGGAUUCACUGGUUGUAGGGCUCUAUUAUGUGGAUACACAAGUUGUUUUUUUGAUUAAUUACAAAUUAAACAAAUACAAUUAACAUUCUUUCAAGAGUUUAGAUGAUAGAAAAAAAAUUGUUAGUUCUCCAUUUUUUGUUACUAUCUCAUUACAAUUCAUGUCAGUGAACUCAACAAAAAAGUGACCCUUCUGCUAAAUAUGGUGGCCUUUAUAUUGCCUUGGAAGCUGUGGUAGUCUUUCCAAAGUGGCAGCCAAGGCUCUUUGUAUGCAGUCUUAACCUUUAUAGAGAAAGAUUAUGGUAUAUCAGUUAGCUGGGGCCACAUAGACCAGCUUUCAAAGACUCAGUACCCAGGACUCUGCACUUUAGGUAUAACUGGAUAUACGCAGACUUGGGGAGAGGGAACAAAGCCAUGAUUUAAGAGGUGUCCAAGUAAAAUGCAAAUAGUACUGAGAGAUAUACUUAAGUCUCAACCAGCAGGUGUAACCCUAGAGUCAUGAAGGAAUAGAGGUCCUACAAAGAGUAGCACACUGAGAACAGAAGAGGACACAGAAACAAUGUCUACUUGAUAAUCACUAAGCAAUUCUCUUUAACAACAGAAACAUGGAAAUGUGUUGUAAAUUUUGAUAUUUGUGGAUCUUUUCAUAAUCAGUAAUUUAAGAUGUACUAUAACACAACUUGCCUCCAAUGCUGGGUGUGGUAGUACUUCUCUAGUACAAAAAAGUCUAGUAUAGAGUAAAUGAUUUUUUAAAAGUUUACUAUCACUUGUUUUGAAAACUAGAACCUUGUUGUACUUUUGUGUAAAACUCACAAUGUCUCUGGCUUUAUAAGUGUUUCUCUACAAUAAAAUGUUAUUCUGUGAUGCU
Octodon degus (degu) is the source of this 2171-nucleotide messenger RNA. RefSeq names its product gap junction protein beta 7 (gene Gjb7). The transcript has 2 exons. Lineage: Eukaryota; Metazoa; Chordata; Mammalia; Rodentia; Octodontidae. The record is from RefSeq and is a predicted model, not a curated record. Bases 462 to 1268 code for a protein of 268 amino acids. Gene Ontology annotation, cellular component: connexin complex. Gene Ontology annotation, biological process: cell communication.